This is a messenger RNA of Octodon degus (degu), 299 nucleotides long. RefSeq names its product DPH3 homolog. The record is from RefSeq and is a predicted model, not a curated record. The transcript has a single exon. Gene Ontology annotation, molecular function: metal ion binding. The coding region runs from base 51 to 299 and encodes 82 amino acids. Gene Ontology annotation, biological process: protein histidyl modification to diphthamide. Lineage: Eukaryota; Metazoa; Chordata; Mammalia; Rodentia; Octodontidae.
GAGGCGGUGUCGGACGGUGCGGCUGUCAGCGCUUGGCCGGCCCCUCGGCUAUGGCAGUAUUCCAUGACGAGGUGGAGAUCGAGGACUUUCAGUAUGACGAGGACUCGGAGACGUAUUUCUACCCCUGCCCGUGUGGGGAUAACUUCUCCAUCACCAGGGAAGAUUUGGAGAACGGAGAAGACGUGGCAACGUGUCCUUGCUGCUCUCUUGUUAUAAAAGUGAUUUAUGACAAGGAUCAGUUCAUGUGUGGAGAAACAGUCCUAGCCCCUUCAAGCAACAAAGAACUGGUUAAGUGCUGA